This is a messenger RNA of Gadus chalcogrammus (walleye pollock), 1472 nucleotides long. Its product is annotated as C-C chemokine receptor type 9-like. Gene Ontology annotation, molecular function: chemokine receptor activity; scavenger receptor activity; chemokine binding. The transcript is spliced from 4 exons. The record is from RefSeq and is a predicted model, not a curated record. Gene Ontology annotation, cellular component: membrane. NCBI's taxonomy places the organism in Eukaryota, Metazoa, Chordata, Actinopteri, Gadiformes, Gadidae. The coding region runs from base 375 to 1472 and encodes 365 amino acids. Gene Ontology annotation, biological process: chemotaxis; G protein-coupled receptor signaling pathway; immune response.
UCGCCCAGAGCACCCGUGCGGGCACAUUGUUUGUGUUCUGCUGUCAGUGUGUCUUUAGUUUGCUUUAGUCAGAGAGAUGUUUCGUCAACUACAAUGGCAUGCAGCCGCCCCCCACCCAUAGUGAAGCAAAGAGGGGCUCGUGGAUCUGUGAAGGGUGAAGACAGCUGUGUUUUGGUCACGGUUUCCUGUGAUGCAAGUCUUAGCAGAGACAUGGAGAGGGCAUGACACUAGACUAGAAGAUGCUCUACUACACGUAGCACUGUGGUUACAGGGAAACCAUAAAUACAGGAGAGGAUGAGGUUCUGUCACAACCUGCCAUUCGCCGAAACAAGAGCUGAACAACACAAACGUUAUUUGGUCGCUGGUCGGUUAAAAUGGAAACCGAAUCUACAACCUUUUUCACCACCGAGAUGGACUCUGACACGGGCUCCGGUUACCCUGACGACUACGACUUCGGCACGAUGAUUUGCAGCAAGGGCUGGGUGCGGGACUUCAGUCGCGGCUACGAGCCCACUCUGUUCCUGCUCAUCUUCAUCCUGGGCACGGUGGGGAACCUGCUCGUGGUGCUCCUCUACACGGGGAUCCGCAACCGUCUGAAGACCAUGACGGACGUGUACCUGCUGAACCUGGCCGUGGCCGACCUGCUGUUCCUCGCCACGCUGCCCUUCUGGGCGGUAAACGCGCUGCAAGGCUGGGCGUUCGGGAGACACGCCACCGGGCUGUGCAAGGCCGUGGUGGUCGUGUACAAGCUCAACUUCUUCAGCAGCAUGCUGCUGCUCGCCUGCAUCAGCGUGGACCGCUACGUGGCCAUCGUGCAGGUGACCCGGGCCCACAACCUGCGGCGGGAGCGGAGGAUGCUGUACAGCAGGGUGGCCUGCCUGGGCGUGUGGCUGCUGUCCUGCCUGCUGGCCGUCCCCGAGGUGCUGUUCGCCAAGGUGAGGAACACCCCGGGGGGGGUGACGGUCUGUGACCUGCUGCCCGGGACCGAGACCCAGACCAAGGUGCUGGUCCUGUCCCUGCAGAUCUGCGUGGGCUUCCUGCUGCCCCUGGUGGUCAUGACCGCCUGCUACUCCCUCAUCCUGCGGGCGCUGCUGCAGUCGCGCAGCUUCCACAAGCACAAGGCGCUGCGCGUCAUCCUGGCGGUGGUGGCGGUGUUUGUCCUCUCCCAGCUGCCGUACAACGGCCACCUGGUCGUGCGGGCGACGCAGUUCGGCAACGGCAGCAUCAAGGACUGCGGCGUGGCGACGCGCAUGGACGUGUUCGGCCAGGUGGCCAAGGGCCUGGCUUACAUGCACGCCUGCGUCAACCCCUUCCUCUACGUGUUUGUGGGCGUGCGCUUCCGCAGGGACCUGCUCGGGGUGCUGAAGUCGUGCGCGGGGCGACUGGGCCCAGGGCAUGGGAAGAUGACAUCGGUUGCCAAGCGACCGUCUGUGAUGUCCGACACGGAGACCACCGCCGCUCUCUCCUUGUAG